AUGAACAAGGGUAAGAAAGGAGUCCCCUACCCCGAACCAGAGUCCCCAACCCCGAACCAGAGUCCCCUACCCCGAACCAGAGUCCCCUACCCUGAACCAGAGUCCCCUACCCUGAACCAGAGUCCCCUACCCCGAACCAGAGUCUCCUACCCUGAACCAGAGUCCCCUACCCCGAACCAGAGUCCCCAACCCCGAACCACAGUCCCCUACCCCGAACCAGAGUCCCCUACCCUGAACCAGAGUCCCCUACCCCGAACCAGAGUCCCCAACCCCGAACCAGAGUCCCCUACCCCGAACCAGAGUCCCCUACCCUGA
Molecule: messenger RNA, 315 nt
Organism: Knipowitschia caucasica
Lineage: Eukaryota; Metazoa; Chordata; Actinopteri; Gobiiformes; Gobiidae
Source: the annotation of a GenBank genome assembly